CCACAAAGCAUUCCUCGUUGUCAUGAAACACAGAAAAUCUGCACUAAAGGAUUCCCUGAAGGAAUUUCCUCAAAAUACGCAAAUUAAAACAAAGAAUCUUUCAUCGGCAGGUGAUGGGGAGCAGGAGGAGGGUUGAAUCGUCGAACUACAGAAACCCAUGUUUGACAAUGCAUCAGCCAUGGGCUUCUCUACUUGUUUAUGGCAUCAAACGCGUUGAAGGCAGAUCAUGGCCUGCCCCUGUUAGAGGACGGCUGUGGAUUCAUGCUGCUAGUAAGAUUCCUGAACCGGAGACAAUCAGAGCCAUGGAGGACUUUUAUAGAGAACUCUAUGCAAUGAAUGGAAUAACAGAUAUCAAGUUCCCAGAGCAUUACCCAGUCUCCAGACUUCUAGGUUGUGUCAACGUGGUUGGUUGCGUUACCUGUGAAGAGCUAGUAAACUGGGAAGAACUACCUGCAUCAGUGAGACUAGAAGGGCAAACUGCUUUUUGUUGGCUUUGUGAGCAACCCCAGAAACUAAUAAUCCCAUUUGAGAUGCGCGGAUACCAAGGAGUUUAUAAUUUGGAAAGGAAGAUAUAUGAAUCGGCUGUUAGAGGUCUCUCUUCUGUUAAACCUCCACUACCAAUUAAGUUUCCACAUCCAGAUCCGAAAGAUCCUUUCUCUUUAAGGCCCGGCUCUCUUGCUUCUCGUCCAAAUGGCUCCAGAAUAUCAGAGGAGGAAAAAUCACCUAGUCUUGUGGCAGCUAUUGCCGGCGCCAGAGCAGCUGCAACACAAUUCGCAAAGAACAAUAUGUCUCCACCAACAACUGGGGGUGAUAUUGAAAGCGAUGAGAAGCCCGUAUCAUCCCGAACAAGGAAGAACCAAGGGGAAGGGGUUCAGUGACUCGGUGGGGAAAAUACCAGAGAACUCUGAUGCCUAAAGUUUGAGUGCUAAUUUUAUUUAGACGGUAAGCUAAGCCCGUAAAUUCUGUCCGUUUAUUUGGGUGGUCGUUUCCAUUCUGUCUUCCGCUCAGGCUCAUUUCUGCGCAAGAAUGUGCAGCGGAAGUGUACAUGUAAAGUAUCUACUAGUUAUUUACAUGACAUAUUCUCAUUGUUCUUGGCAAGAAGUGGCUUUGUACUAUAGUUUGAUAGGAAAUGUAAAAUAGAAGGAGAUUGUGUAACAUCGUUUUCAAUUAUACUAGUAAAAUGUCUCCGUGUUGCAUGUA
Molecule: messenger RNA, 1200 nt
Organism: Sesamum indicum (sesame)
Lineage: Eukaryota; Viridiplantae; Streptophyta; Magnoliopsida; Lamiales; Pedaliaceae
Product: RNA-binding ASCH domain protein
Source: RefSeq, a predicted model, not a curated record